This is a messenger RNA of Cucurbita maxima (winter squash), 1109 nucleotides long. RefSeq names its product calcium uniporter protein 3, mitochondrial-like. Gene Ontology annotation, cellular component: mitochondrial inner membrane; uniplex complex. The transcript has 2 exons. Gene Ontology annotation, molecular function: calcium channel activity; uniporter activity. The record is from RefSeq and is a predicted model, not a curated record. The coding region runs from base 83 to 1012 and encodes 309 amino acids. Gene Ontology annotation, biological process: calcium import into the mitochondrion; mitochondrial calcium ion homeostasis. Lineage: Eukaryota; Viridiplantae; Streptophyta; Magnoliopsida; Cucurbitales; Cucurbitaceae.
ACGGGAAACUCCAAGUUCAUUGCGUGCUCCUGCCUAUUGGCUUCUACCACUUUCCAAUUCAAAUUCGUUUUUGAUUCUGCUAAUGGCGUCCACGAAAGCCCUAGCGCGCCGCCUCUUCAACGCCUCCAAUCGGCUAUUCUUCAACACUUCCUCCAAUAACCUCCCACUCGAUCCCAGAGAUCAUGGAAUAUUCCGGCGAUUCCUUCAUCAGAGGCCCAAUUUUUCCCCUCCCUCCACAUUCACCCCAUCGCUUCCCUCAUUGCCGAUUGGAUUCGGGAAUGCCAUGGAGCAGCUUGUUUCUCGCGACAGGAUUCAUCUAGAUGGAUUGAAGCCGCCAGCGCCGGGUGAAUUGGAUGGACUCACGGUGGAGGAGACGAGGAAGUUGGUGAGAUUGGCGGAGGUGGUUAGAAUGAAGAGGAAACUGAAGGACGUUCCGACGAGCCAGAUUACGUAUCGGGAAUUUGUUCGAAUUUGUGGUGAAGAUUAUUCAGAUGGAGAUGAAGAUUAUGGCGUUGAAUUGGCCAAGAGGCUUGAUGAGUCCGGUGCCGUUAUCGUUAUCGGAAACGUCGUCUUCCUCCAUCCCGAACAGAUCGCAAAAUCAAUCGGUUGCUUGAUUCCAACGCUAGGAAUGAACAGCGAAGACCCAAUAAGUAAGAAGGAGCUAGAAGAAUUGGAGAAAGAGAAGGCGAUGAUCGACGGGAAGGCCGGGCGCCAAGUCCGCCGCGAGCUGCGGUGGGGGCUAGGGUUUCUGGUGGCUCAAACGGUGGCGCUGAUGAGGCUGACAUUUUGGGAACUGAGUUGGGACGUGAUGGAACCCAUAUGCUACUUCAUAACGUCCACAUAUUUCAUGGGUGGGUACGCCUUCUUUUUGACCACUUCCAGAGAGCCUUCUUUUGAAGGUAUCUACCAAAGCCGCUUCGUCGCCAAGCAGAAGAAUCUGAUGAAGCUCCACAAUUUUGAUGUCCAUAAAUACAAUCGCCUCCGUAGUGAUUCAAAUCCUCAAAUUGCAUAAGGGGUAUACAGAAGAUGACCAUUUUUGUCACUUUUCACAUGAGUUCCACCCAUUCUUAAAUGUAAAAAUACUUACUUUUAGGUUUAAUCCUCUCUAA